This is a messenger RNA of Daldinia vernicosa, 1149 nucleotides long. RefSeq lists its product as uncharacterized. Lineage: Eukaryota; Fungi; Ascomycota; Sordariomycetes; Xylariales; Hypoxylaceae. The coding region runs from base 1 to 1149 and encodes 382 amino acids. Gene Ontology annotation, molecular function: cysteine-type peptidase activity. Gene Ontology annotation, biological process: proteolysis. The record is from RefSeq and is a predicted model, not a curated record. The transcript has 4 exons.
AUGUGCAAAACUUUUCAAUGUGCCAAUCCGGGCAACCCGGCAACCGAUAUAAACCGAAAAAUCCGCUGGGCUCCAAGAGUCUUGCCCGGGGGCCAAACAAUAAUACCUGGAUCUAAAAGUAGCGAGCAAAGCUAUUUCCAGGUAUCCAACCAGCAAGCUCCCCCUGUUUUCGGUAAACAACGCUGGGAUAGGUUUGAAAAUCGGGUUGACAGAGAUUUCAAUCAGGAACAGGAUGCGAAUGACUUGUAUGAUAUAUCAAGAUCAAGAGCAUAUCCUAGGCAUCCAAAUACCCAUCCAAAUACCCAUCCAAAUCCUUAUAUAAACGACUUCGUUCCAGGGACUUAUGUUAUGAGACCCCCUCCUAGAAUCCCCGUAAACCCCCGUUUAAGCUUGGGUGUUGACCUUCGGCCACAUCUUUCAGUGGCCUAUAACCAACUGGAAAUGAACAGCUGUGCUUCUCAUGCCGUAGCCGGCGCAUUUGAAUUUUUGAUUAGAAAGGCAGGUCAAAUCUAUUUUACCCCUUCCAGGCUAUUUAUUUGGUACUAUGCCCGCUUGAAUUCACAGAGUCCCGGAAAUAUAUACCACAGAGCCACCGACUUCAAUGACGGUACUUCUACUGAGGAUGCUCUCCGUGUUCUGGAAAAAGGUGUCUGUUCUGAAGAUCUUUGGCCUUAUAUACCCAGUAGAAGUAAUCGGAGGACCGGUAGAUUCCCUCCUGAUGCCAUGGCAGCAACCGAGCCCAAUGAACAAGCGAGACGCUUUGCCAUUCAGAAUACUGCAACAUAUGAGCCGAUUAACACCGAGAACCUACACAAUAAUCUCAUACAUUGUCUCGAUAGCGGGUUUCCCUUUAUAUUUUCAAUGAGCGUGCGCGAUUGGCUUUACAAGAAAAACCUCAAUGCAUCCAACGGCUAUCAAAUGCAAGUGCCAGAAAACCCAAAGAGCGAUAAAUAUGCAGACGACUGGCAUGCAUUCCUAGCAGUUGGUUACAAACCACAGAAUAGCUUAUUUAUCAUUCGGAACUCAUGGGGUCCUAACUGGGCUGACCAUGGCCAUUUCUAUAUGGCCUACCAUUACAUGAGAGCUUAUUGCACUACGUUCUGGACUGUUCGCGCGAAACCUAUACAGGGGAGACGCGUUUAUAAUUAA